AUGGAGGAGGCGUCCCACCAACAUGCGCCAAAAAGGCAGAGGAGACAAUACCGGAGUUGUGAUAACUGUCGCAAGGGCCGGCGGGCUUGCGAUGCGGUAUCUUUGGGCAUCAACCCUCUACAAACGAACAGCGCGGGCGCGGGGACCAGCUCUGCAGCGAUAGCCUGCUCGACGUGUCGACGCGCGAACAAGGAAUGCACAUUCACUUGGCUCCAGGAUCUUCCUCGGGGGACAUUGCCUGAAAGUCUGAAGCAGAAAUUCAGCAGGCGCUAUGACCCUGCCUUACAUACCAGAGGAGAGUCCUCACAAGGGCCUCGACACCCGUCACAGUCCAACUUCCCACCGGGUGCCAGUUUCAGCGAGACGGCCAGCAUGAGAACAAACUGGACCAUGAGCGGACCAGCUGUAGAAAACACAAACAGCCCGUGGCAAGCACCGCAUCGCGAGCAGGCGGUUCACAGGAACAUUGAGCAGCAAGCAGCAACUACUCUGUGCGCGACUGGGGCAGAUAGCUCCAUUGACACCUUAGGUGCCAGUACCAACUGGCUGGAAAAUAUCGCAUGGUCAGCUUCACCCUUUCCCCACGACCAAGGACAAGAGUUCCGGCAGUCCGGCGCAGCGUACGUGGGAGCCCAAGUAGCGUCCUUCGACGACAGUGGCCAGUCCUCGUCAUUCGAGAGCUGGAAUUCACCCAUGUAUGGCUCGCUCGCUGGGUUUUCCCAGUUCAAUAACGAAGGCUUUAACGAAAUCAACCCAGGUUUACCCUAUCCUCCAGACCAGACAGGGACAUUUCCUCUUACUCUAGACUCGGGCGAUUUGUCUCUACUCACCGAUACAGGACUGAGGAAUAUUCCACCGUAUACAUCACAGGGAGCGGACGAUAUCACAUUCAAUAUGCGCGAGUUUGACCUUACGCAGUCUUUCAGCAAAGGUUUGAUUUCUGACAGACUGCUAAGCAUAUACCAUGACAGUUUUGAGAAUACUCUCUCUUGCUGGGUCACCGUGUCCAAUUGCCCUUACAAGCUGCCCAGACUGCUUCAGGGGAGCCCAAACCAAAGACAGAGGCUCAUCUCAUAUCUGGCGAGUACCGGCUUCUAUCAGCGGAUCAGGAGGCUUGACAACGCCUUUUCGCCUCUCCGAAGACAGUCGUUGAGCCGUGGAGACGGCGCCAGGGUAUCCAAGGCCCUCAUGCUUGCGAUCAUGGCGUUUGCCUGCCAGUGGACUCAUUCUCAUGACAGGGUGCGGCGUUCGCGCGCGACUGACUUGGAAAGCGACGCCCAUGAGCCUCAACAUGCGCCUGGUGAAAACAUGCCAGACACGACCAGCGUGGAUCCUUACGACUUUGAGCGCCUCGUCCAGCAGAGUCUCUGGAACGAGGCGGCGGAGGCUGUGCACGCUUGUCUAAACAUUGACUCUUUCGAGCUAGUAUUUGCUCUAAUGAUAUUCGCCAUCAUGGAGAGACCACUCAAUCCUCGCGGGGCCGAUGUCUACGAGCAUUCGAGGUUGUUCUCUGAUCACAGCAAUUCAUCUGCGGCUUCGUCUGUACCAGCUACAAUUUCGAGGGACCAGGCACUUCCUUCUGCGGAUCGAACAAGAGCCAUCACAGUUGGUAAUGAGCGAUAUCUUGAGAUUGCGCUGCGCCAUUUACUCACCUGGAAGAGGAGAAUCUCCUCGGCCAGACGACAACAAGCGGCGCGAGCUCAGCUUUCCUCGCAGAACAUUUCGAGCUCAUCACAGCCAAUUCUGCUGGAAGAUUACCAAGCGUUUGACAUGCUGUUCUGGUUCAGCAUCAUGUGUGAUACGACGUCGGCGGUUCUGAAUGAGCAGGGCCCUGUGAUCCCCGACGACGACUCGGUCUUCACCCUUGACGACGGGCAACCGGCUUCACAGCCUACAGGAGUCGCCGCACCCUUCGACAGACACAGUCACCCCCCAAGAAGCACCAGUUCGAAUGUUAGUGUCUGGGGAUCCUGUCUGGCAAAUGCUCAACCCGUGUUUGGCGUCCCUGCCGUGCGAUGGCCCUGGCCGCAGGACGUUGGUGAGAGUCUGCUCCAAGAAGCAACGCCUGUCAAGGUACUGCUGUGGAGGAGACUCACGGUCCUCCACGCCUACCUGUCCAAGGAGACACCGCCAGCCGCCAUCGAGAGAUGCAUCGCAGAGACGUUGAAAGUGUAUGAGUACUGGCAACAACACUACGGCGACUUCAUGCUGGACUGCCUCGCGAACCAUGCCCAGUUGCCAUUCAAGAUCCAGUCGUGGUACGUCGUUCUCGGCAGCCACUGGCACCUGGCCGGGCUGCUUCUGGCCCAGUACAUCGACCUGGCGGACGGGACGAUGAAGUCGGAGAGCGUGCAGCGCUCGCUGCGACAGUCGUCGGCACUGGUUUUGGAGCUGCAGAAAGCCAACGCCUACGCCAUCGCCAACCUCGCGAGGGCGGCCAAACCGUCCGAUUCCCGCAUGUCAAGUCAAGACCAGUCCUUCCACUACGCCACCGCCUACGGCGCGCUUGUCACCGAGCCGUGGCCCGAGGUCCUCAACCGCGCUCUUGCAAAGGCCUGUGAAGUGCUGUUGACGUGGCUGUCGUCCACGAAAGAUCCCGCCGCCGCUCUCACCACCUCGCAGCAGGCGUGGAUAUCCGCCAACACCAGCGUGUCCGAGCUGACCCGGCAGUCGACGAGUUGCAUCGACGCCCUCAGCUUCUUGGGGAGUAGCUCUGACCAGGCCCAGUCGACGGCCUCGUCUCUCGAGAGUAGGCUGAAGUCUCUGGGCGUGGGGCCACCGCAGGCUUUUGAUGGUGUGCAUUGGCAGGACUUUGGUUUGGAAAACCUGGUCUAUUGA
Fonsecaea monophora is the source of this 2838-nucleotide messenger RNA. RefSeq lists its product as hypothetical. The record is from RefSeq and is a predicted model, not a curated record. Bases 1 to 2838 code for a protein of 945 amino acids. The transcript has a single exon. Gene Ontology annotation, molecular function: DNA-binding transcription factor activity, RNA polymerase II-specific; zinc ion binding. NCBI's taxonomy places the organism in Eukaryota, Fungi, Ascomycota, Eurotiomycetes, Chaetothyriales, Herpotrichiellaceae. Gene Ontology annotation, biological process: regulation of DNA-templated transcription.